CUUGUCACGACACGACUCCUACUUCAUUAAAAUAAAAUCAGGCUACAAGGCAGGUGUCAGUAGUCGCUAGCCAGUAGUCGAUCAGCCAUGAAAGUCCUUAUAUUGGAAUUCCGGAUUUUAGUUGUUAUCUUCUUCGCUUUUGUGUAUUGUCACAGCUCACCAGACUGUACACGCGAUGAAGAUUCGAAGCGGUUUGAUUGCUAUCCUGACAUUGGAGCCUCCGAAGACAAAUGUCAGGAUCGUGGAUGCUGUUGGAAAGACGCAAGCAAUGCGUUAUACGGAGGAAAGGUUCCUCUCAACGUACCAUAUUGUUUUUACCCAAAAAACUUUGGUUAUGAGCUUGUGAAUCAACAAGAAACCGACACAGGAUUUCUACUUGACCUUCAAAUGCAACAGCACGGACCAUAUGGUGGAGAUGUUGUGAAUCUUAAAGUUGAUGUUCGCUUAGAAACGGAAUAUCGUGUUCAUGUUAAGAUCUAUGAUCCCAACAAUCAGCGUUACGAAGUUCCCGUGGAAACACCAAAGAUCACAAAGAAAAGUUCUGAACAGGACUAUCUCAUCAGUUUUACUCAUUAUCCAUUUGGUUUUGCAGUCACCAGAAAGUCGACCGGUCGCGUGCUCUUCAACUCUACAGCUGGAGCGAUGAUUUUUGAAGAUCAGUUUUUACAACUGUCUACUUUCCUUCCAUCAACUAAUAUUUAUGGUCUUGGUGAACAUGUUGACAGUUUUAAGCUAAACACAACGUGGCAAAAACUGGUUAUGUUUGCUCGUGAUGGUGGAACACCAUACGGUGGAAUCAACUUGUAUGGUGUUCAUCCAUUUUAUGUUAAUAUUGAACCCGAUGGAAACGCCCACGGAGUAUUCUUACUUAACAGCAAUGCUAUGGAAAUCGUCUUGCAGCCAACACCAGCACUGACAUACCGUACUAUCGGUGGAAUUUUAGACUUCUAUAUAUUUCUAGGUCCAGAACCGGAUUCUGUCGUCCAACAAUACACCGAAGUGAUCGGACGUCCAUUCCUGCCUCCAUAUUGGUCUCUUGGAUUCCAUCUCUGCCGUUGGGGAUAUGAAACCUCAAAUCAAACUCAAGCAAUUGUGAACAAAAUGCGGCAGUAUGGCAUCCCCCAAGAUGUGCAGUGGAACGACAUUGAUUAUAUGAAUAAUCAUUUUGAUUUCACGAUAGAUCCUAAAAGAUUUGCUGGCCUUCCAGACCUUGUCAAUGAUCUCCAUGAACACAAUCAGCACUAUAUCCCUAUUACAGACCCAGGGAUUCCAAAUUCUGAUCCUAAUUAUGCCCCUUAUAGUGAUGGUCUUAAAGUCGGAGCAUUUGUUUUGAAGCCGAACAGCGAUGAUCCCUUGGUGGGAAAGGUCUGGCCUGGAAAUACGGUCUUCCCUGACUUUUUCAACACGAAAACAAUCCAGUAUUGGCAAGAUCAGUUACAGAGUUUUCACGAUAAGGUGAAGAUUGAUGGUCUAUGGAUAGACAUGAACGAACCUUCUAAUUUCGUGGACGGUUCCAUCUCAAAUCCAUCCUGUCCUAAAUCGUCAUACGAAGCACCACCAUACGUUCCGGGUAUUAUGGGAGGUCAUUUGACGGCUAAAACAAUAUGCAUGGGAGCAAAACACGCAAUUGGCAUACAUUACAAUUUGCACAGUCUAUAUGGACAUUCUGAAUUGGAAGCCACUGCGAAAGGUCUUCAGAAUAUUUUGAAGAAACGGACUUUGGUAAUCUCGCGUUCAACAUUUCCGAGUAGCGGAAAAUACGGAGGACAUUGGUUAGGAGAUAACAACAGUCAAUGGCCCGACAUGAGCUACUCUAUACCAGGUAUACUAGAUUUUAAUCUCUUUGGUAUUCCUAUGGUUGGCGCUGAUAUUUGUGGUUUUAAUGGAAACACCCAGAAAGAAUUGUGUACGCGAUGGUUACAGCUUGGAGCGUUCUAUCCGUUUUCACGAAAUCACAACACAAAAGGUGCAACUGCUCAGGAUCCUGCCUCGUUAGGUCCAGAUGUAGCAGCAAUUGCUCGCAAAACGUUCUUAAUUCGUUACAGUCUUCUACCCUAUCUUUAUACCUUAUUCUACAAAGCCCAUGUCCAAGGAAGCACUGUCGCCCGCUCACUGGUGUUUGAAUACCCGAAAGACCCAAAUACUUAUCUCAUUCAGUCUCAGUUCCUCUGGGGACCUGCGCUAUUAAUCUCACCUGUCCUCACACAGUCCUCCGUUCAAGUCGAUGCCUACUUCCCCGAUGACGUGUGGUAUGAUUUUUAUACUGGAAAAGCUUUAACGGUUCGAGGGCAACACGUUACACUGGACGCGCCUAUUGAUAAAAUUAAUUUGCAUAUUAGAGGAGGCUAUGUUAUCCCAAUGCAGGAUCCAUCAACAACAACCGCAGCAAGUCGUAAGAAUCCCUACUCUCUUAAAGUUGCUUUAAGUUCUUCUGGUGAUGCAGUUGGUGAUCUUUACCUUGAUGAUGGUGAAAGCCUAGAUACUAAGGAGACUUUACUGGUUAAAUUUACAGUCCAGUCGAGAACUCUCACCUCUUCACCAACACUGGCGGGAUAUUCUCCUUUGGCUAAAGUCGGCAAUGUUACCAUUCUUGGAGUGAUGCCGAAACCAAGUCAAGUAUCAGUCAAUGGAAAACAAACGCCAUUUAACUACGAUUCAUCUUCAAAAAUUCUAGGCCUUGGGGCAUUAAAUUUGAGCCUUGUUGACAAAUUUGUCAUAACCUGGCAAUAAUUAAUUUCAUUACACCGAUUCGCACCGGACAUUUAAUUCGUACAAAUAUUCGUGCUUACCUAUAUUUCCACAUAAAGCAUAAUUGUAAUAAACGUCAAGGUUAUAUAUUUCAUUUUGAAUGAUUCUAAUAAAGACUAUAAUAAUACUGAAAUAGUAAAACUUUUAAGAAUAUUAUAUUUUAAAAUGGACCUAUAUGGAGACGAGCAUGUUUUGAUUAAUGAACGUUGAAAAUAAUUUUGGUUUAAUAAUCGUAUAAUAAUAGAAAAAUAAAGGUAUAAUUAUUUCGUCGCCAAAGUAUUCAUCAAUGUUCAGGACCAGGGGUGGGAGGGGCCAGCAACC
Dendronephthya gigantea is the source of this 3069-nucleotide messenger RNA. Its product is annotated as lysosomal alpha-glucosidase-like. Gene Ontology annotation, molecular function: alpha-1,4-glucosidase activity; carbohydrate binding. The coding region runs from base 88 to 2730 and encodes 880 amino acids. NCBI's taxonomy places the organism in Eukaryota, Metazoa, Cnidaria, Anthozoa, Malacalcyonacea, Nephtheidae. The record is from RefSeq and is a predicted model, not a curated record. Gene Ontology annotation, biological process: carbohydrate metabolic process. The transcript is spliced from 2 exons.